ACACACACCAGGAAGAGAGAGAGAGAGAGACACACAGCACUGAGACACAGAGCUGUGCUGGAAUCCCAGCAGGGCAAACUGGGAGCAGCACAAACUGGCAUAUACUGGGGGUGGAGCACUUUGAACAAGUACUGACUGGGAAUAAAAAAUCCAGAACCAGUAGAAAUCGGGAGCUGAUAACUCUGGCCAGCACAGACAAAGACACUUUCAACCAACAAAACUGUGUCGAGGAAGAGCAGCAGGACAGGAGGAGUACCAAACCAUGCCAGCAGCCCUGCAAACCUGCAAAUAAAGAACAGGAAACCACCGCAGUGCUGCUCUGUUUCUCUGUCUGGUGCAGUGGUACUGAGUUGCCAGCUCACUCAUGAUCUCACGCUGCCCUGUUGGGGCGCUGCCCCCCUGGAGCCCUACCGGAGGGCCCCCCUUUCUCUUCGACCGGCACUCCUCCAUCAUCAGAGACAUCCAGCAGAGCCUGGAGCUGGAGCUGCUGGGGGAGCCCAACGUGGCCCUGCAGAGAUAUCAGGCCAAGCCCCCUGAGGACAGCGGCUCCUGGCAGAGUUCCGUCCAGGACUGGGGAGAGGAGGUGGAGGAGGGAGCCGUCUACAAUGUCACACUCAAGAGGGUCCAGAUCCAACAGGCUGCCAACAAGGGAGCGCGCUGGCUGGGGGCGGAUGGUGACCGGCUGCCCCCAGGUCACACGAUCAGCCAGCUAGAGACGUGUAAGAUCCGCUCCAUCAAGGCUGGGACGCUGGAGCGGCUGGUGGAGACGCUGCUGACUGCCUUCGGGGACAACGACUUCACUUACAUCAGCAUCUUCCUGUCCACAUACCGGGCCUUCGCCUGCCCCGCGGACGUGCUGGGACUGUUGCUCGACAGGUACCAGGACCUGGAGGUCACUGGCAGUGAUGAGCUUGGCAGCCCCCCCGACAGCAGAGCAGCCGUGCGCAAUGCCAUCGCCUCCAUCCUGCGUGCCUGGCUGGAUCAGUGCCCCGAGGAUUUCCACCAGCCCCCCGAGUACCCCAGCCUGCACAAGGUUCUGGAGUACCUGCACCGGACCAUGCCGGGCUCUGACCCAGAGAGGCGAGCCCAGAACCUGCUGGAGCAGCUGCAGAGGCAGGACCGGAGCGAGCCGGAGAGGGAGGGUGGUUUCCACGGCAAUAGCAGCUUCUGCCUCGGUGAGGAUGAGGAAGUGGAGGUCGACGUGGCCGAGGAUUUUGUGAGCAUUCCAGAAGACCUGGUGGCGGAGCAGCUGACCUUCAUGGACGCGGAGCUCUAUAAGAAGGUGAUCCCUCACCACUGCCUCGGCUCCAUCUGGUCCCAGAGAGACAAGAAGGAGAACAAGCACAUUGCACCCACCGUCCGCGCCACCAUCACCCAGUUCAACAACCUUACCAAGUGUGUGGUGUGCACCGUGCUGAGGGGCCGGGACCUGAAGCCACAGCACCGCGCCAGGGUCAUCGAGAAGUGGAUCAACAUCGCGCAGGAAUGCCGGAUCCGGAAGAACUUCUCCUCCUUGCGAGCGAUCAUCUCGGCUCUCCAGUCCAAUCCCAUCUAUCGGCUGAAGAGGACCUGGGCCAGUGUCCCCAAGGACAGCAUGCUGAUGUUUGAGGAGCUCUCCGAUAUCUUCUCUGACAACAAUAACUACCUGACGAGCCGAGAGCUGCUGAUGAAGGAAGGCACUUCCAAGUUUGCAAACCUGGAGAGCUGCGUGAAAGAAAACCAGAAACGCACUCAGAAGAGGCUGCAGCUGCAGAAAGACACGGGAGCCAUGCAGGGUACUGUCCCCUAUCUGGGCACCUUCCUGACAGACCUCACUAUGCUGGACACUGCGCUGCCAGACUUCGUGGAGGGCGGUCUGAUUAACUUUGAGAAGAGACGGAGGGAGUUUGAGGUCAUUGCACAGAUCAAGCUCCUGCAGUCCGCCUGCAACAGCUACUGCCUGAGCGCCAACCCGGCCUUCCUGCGCUGGUUCAGGAGCCAGCAGCACUUAACUGACGAGGAGAGCUACUCCCUGUCCUGUGAGAUCGAAGGCAUCGCAGACAGCAGCCCCACAUCCCCAAAGCCUCGCAAGAGCAUGGUGAAGAGACUGAGCCUAUUGUUCCUGGGUACGGACGCGGUGGCCAGCAGCACGCCGGUGAAGGAGAGCCCCAAGUCGCCCCUUAGUGGCAGCUCUGGGGAGAGCAUGGACUCGGUCAGCGUCUCGUCCAGCGACUCCAGCCCCUCGGAGCUCGAGGUGGCCUGCCAGACCCCCGAUACACCCAUGAAGAAGCUCUCUGAGUCCUCAUCCUGCUCCUCGAUCCACUCCAUGGACACCUUGUCUUCGUCCCCCUCGCUGCCGGAGCCCCCCCCCACGCACAGGCGCUCCGUGUCGGGCUCCAGUGCACUCCCCCUGCCCGUCUACAACCAGCAGAACGAGGACAGCUGCAUCAUCCGGGUCAGCGUGCAGGCCAGCAACGGGAACCUGUACAAGAGCAUCCUGCUCACCAGUCAGGAUAAGACCCCAGCAGUGAUCACGAGAGCCAUGAGCAAACACAACCUGGAGAGCGAGGCGACCGACCACUAUGAACUGGUGCAGGUCAUCUCUGAGGAGAGAGAGCUGCUGAUCCCAGACAAUGCCAACGUGUUCUACGCCAUGAACAGCUCGGCCAACUUCAACUUCCUCCUGCGGCACAAGGAGUGGGCUGCGGGGGGGCGGGCAGUGAAACUGCGCAGCCGCUCAAGCGCCACGCUGCCACGGGCCUGCCGGGGGGGCUGCCUGAGCAACCGGCUGAGCAAGGUGACCCUGUGAGCGGGGAGAGAGAGAGAGAGAGGGAGGGGAGAGGGGCAGCCACUCCACUCGCUGACACACACUCCCAUCGACACAUUCCAGAUCAGCUGUGUGUGUCAGCUGACCCGCAUUGCCCUCGGAGCUCCCUCCCUCUUGGAUCGAGCGGGACAGGACCGCAGCCCCGUAGAGGAGAGCUGGUCUGGCCAGCUCUCCCAGCAGACUCCCAGGCCUGGUCCUCGGCCUUGCGCAGCAGGGGCUCCACUGAUUGAUAUUUUGAUAUUUCAGACGUUUGGAAUAUUUUGCACACGAAGGAGAGAAAGCAGCUCCUCAUAGUUGUUUUCCUUUGUGUCCGGAAGGAGACAGGGACAGUGAUGAGUAGAUUGUAUGGAAUGAUGGAAUAAGGGAUGAAUAAGUGACAGAAAAGGGUUUCCUGAAUGUGGGCGACUCACAUGGACUGAAGAAGACUGAAGAAGGGAUGGGGGUCCUUCCCCAGUCAGCUGGAUGACGAGUGCUUGUAACAAGUGUUCUGAUUGGCUCCUGAUUGGGCCCUAUUGUUUGCUUCCUUCUCUAAUGAAUCCAAUUCCUCUGCUUUCCUAUUGGUUUGUGUUUCUUUCCGGAGGGAGUGGCCAGAGCCUUGUCUUGAAGAGCGGAAUGAUCUGAUUGGCUGAUCUUCACUCUGUGGAGUUAGGUGCACUUGUUUUGGGAGAGGUGGGGUGAAGGGGACUCUUUAUCACUGAGCACUGGUAGAAGUGUGCCUCUCUAUCUGCACAACUGUCCGCUGAGUUUCCUGGAAACUCUACGGGCUGCUCAGUCCUUCUGUGCUUUUUUAUUUUUUUGUUUUCCAAAUUCAUCAAAUUAUUGUCUAUUUUUUCACAGAAAAUCCACAUUUUCUUAAAAAUAAAUCCUGUGAGCUGUAAGCAGCACCACAGAUCGACUGUGCCCUAUUUGUUUUCUGAGUAUCCCAGAAAAAUAAGUUAUAUAUUUCUAUGAGUGAAUGAAUUGUUCAUGGGGAAAAAAAUGAGAAAUUUCUCAGAAAAAGAAAUUCACUUGACUGUGGAUUUUAAUAAACUGCACAUUUUGCCAAAAUGUGUUCUUCCCAGAUGUUUGCUGAUCCCGGGAUGGAGCAGGAGGAUGCUGUGGAACGAUUUGAAACUACAGAGACCUUCCCUUACAAAUGUUUCCCAUAAUAAAAGUGUAAUCAAGCACAGUGAAAGCCUGGUAAAGCACAGAGAGCUAACGUGAAGCACAUUAAAAAGCAUGGCAAACCAGGGUAAAGGACCGUGCAGAAAUACUGGGGUUAACGUUCAGAAGGGUUUCAACUAAAGACAGAUUUAGAGCUGCCUCCUGUUGGCUGGUUUUAAAAACAUUUUCACUGCCGUGUUUUUUUGUGUGUCAGUCCUGACACGGGGCUGAGCAGCAGCAUAGCAUCCUGGCUCUCUAGCUGAACUCCCUGGUCAGCGAGCCCUCCUGUCUGUUUCUGUGCCUGCCCAGCCCUGGAGGAGUGGUCCUGGUCCCUGCAUGCCCGGUUAACCUGAGCCAGUCCCUUGGCUGUUUUGCAUCUCAUGGUCUCCCCAGCAGAGCCACAGCACGGGUCUCCCCUCUCGCUCUGAGCGUCGCACAGCGCGGGUCUCCCCUCUCGCUCUGAGCGUCGCACAGCGCGGGUCUCCCCUCUCGCUCUGAGCGUCGCACAGCGCGGGUCUCCCCUCUCGCUUUGAGCGUCGCACAGCACGGGUCUCCCCUUUCAUUAAAUAUAUAUAUAUAC
This is a messenger RNA of Polyodon spathula (Mississippi paddlefish), 4529 nucleotides long. It is a transcript of the gene rgl1, whose product is annotated as ral guanine nucleotide dissociation stimulator-like 1. Gene Ontology annotation, molecular function: guanyl-nucleotide exchange factor activity. The transcript is spliced from 18 exons. Gene Ontology annotation, biological process: Ras protein signal transduction; positive regulation of GTPase activity. Gene Ontology annotation, cellular component: plasma membrane. The coding region runs from base 365 to 2788 and encodes 807 amino acids. The record is from RefSeq and is a predicted model, not a curated record. Lineage: Eukaryota; Metazoa; Chordata; Actinopteri; Acipenseriformes; Polyodontidae.